Messenger RNA from Oncorhynchus kisutch (coho salmon), 2362 nucleotides. It is a transcript of the gene nat14, whose product is annotated as N-acetyltransferase 14 (GCN5-related, putative). The transcript is spliced from 3 exons. NCBI's taxonomy places the organism in Eukaryota, Metazoa, Chordata, Actinopteri, Salmoniformes, Salmonidae. Gene Ontology annotation, molecular function: N-acetyltransferase activity. The record is from RefSeq and is a predicted model, not a curated record. Bases 1370 to 2212 code for a protein of 280 amino acids.
AUCCACUACGUAAAGUGCGACUGACCACAUUCACGUAGCAGGUUAGUCAAUUUUCUGCAGUACUCACUAUGCAAAUGGCGUAGAGACCGCAUUCAUGACAGUAAAUGUUAACGUAAAACUACGUAACACAACAUUUGCAAUAGGUGGCCAUGGUGGCCACGCAAGUAUUGCGAGUCAUUCAAUCAAACAUAAGAAAAAUCGUUUUGAGGAAUAAAUACACAGCGAAUAAAUAAAUCCGUUUCCCUGCAUUUGGCGGUGGUCCAACGCUGCAAGUUUGCAAGGUAGGCUACGUGGGUUCGGCUGGGUUGAACGAAAAGAUUCGACGUUUAUUUAGACAUUGCGCAUGAAUAACCCUUCUCCACUCACCAUAUACGGAUUUAAAACAUGUCAACGGGGUUAAAACAGGCUCAAAAUAUAUGAAAACCGUGUGUUUUGGUUUGCUUUUUAAUAGUCAUUUCUGAUUUGCGAACUCCAUUUUAUUGUACAUAGAAGACCAACAGUGUCCUAAAGGAGCCUCUUGGCCGGUCGUUUGUUGUUGGUACGCCUUGUAGAAGCAGUGUGGCCAUGCAAUAGACAAAUCCUUUCCCAACACCCUCAAAUAAUCGCCCGUUCUUUAGCCUGAUUUUGGGAGGAAACGCCACUGCACUCACAACUGACACAUUGUAUCAACCUGUGCCAGUGUGACGCAUCGGUUGUUACAUUGUAGUAACAAACGUUGUGCUGUUACUUUGUUGCACAAAGCAGCCACCUAUAGAGGGAUAUCAUAGGGGUCUGCCCCUUACUAUCUGUCAUGUGUUUUCAAUGUGUGUCUGUCAAUUCAGGAACUUAACAAAAAAUUACAAUCCAAUAAUGGAAAAAAGGGCAUUUAUUUUCAAUGACUUCUCAAUAAACUGAAAAGUAGAAGCAAUUUAUUUCAAAAGAUUUUAAACUUCCUGAAUUGGCUGACUUCAAUUCAAAUUGAGACCAGCCCAGGUAUCUAUGUAGGCUACAUAUACAGUGUUACAGGGAUGGAUUGCUUUCCCUCGUGAGUCAUGGCCUCAAACCCCAAAUAGCCUGGAUCAAAUAUAACCCACCACAUUCCCAUCAUCUUGAAUACGAUUUUAUACCAUUUAGCUACUAUGGUAACCAGAAUGUAAAUACUCCGCUGUAUAUUGUCAUUGUAGAGUUGUAUGUAAUCAAAUAUGCAAAAUUCAACCAAAUGGUGUAUCUGUACAAAACAAUGUGUUAUGUGACCAUGAGAUUUUCUAUAUUUGCAGAGCGGUGUGUGUUGCUGUAUGAGGUGUGCGUGAGUGAGGGUGUGUGUGUUGCUGUAUGAGGUGUGUGUGAGUGAGGGUGUGUGUGUGUGUUGCUGUGUGUGUGAAGUCCAGACAUGGUAAAGCUGGAGCUAGAUCAGGUGGUAAUGAGGAGGAUGAGGGAAGAUGACAUCGAGACUGUCAAAGCUAUCAUCAAGGAGGGUUGUCAGGGAACAGAAAACCGUCUGAUCCUCCACAUCCUGACUCGUCCUGUCUGCCUCCUACUCCUGGCCACCGUCUCUUCAGUCCUCCGCUGCUUCCUUCACUCCUUCAUCCUGGCCCUCAUCAUCCCUGUCUUCCUGCUCAUCGUCUACCUCAAGUUCACCAUGCCACGCUCCACCGGAGUGCUGGGCACCAGCCGGCCCUACUGGGACUAUGUGGGGAGCAGUUACAGAGGGGCGCAGGACGAGACCCUUCCCAACCCCUAUAGCAGGAUCAGUGGGAAACCCCCACCGGCUAAAGGCAAGGCCAGACGGAGGACCAAACCCAAUGCAGAGGACAAGGACAAAGAGUCGUCUCCUGAGAUCGUAGACGUGGAGAGGGAGAAGGCAGCAGGGCAGGUGUGGGUGGCGGACUGUGAGGGGGAGAUCGUGGGCUGUGUGUCCAGGGAGGGUGACUGUCGUCUGGGGAUGAGGAGGUUCUGCAGGGUGGUGGUGGGCUGCUGGUACCGCCGGGAGGGCCUCGGCAGACUGCUGGUCCAGAGUCUGGAGCAGAGGGAGAGGCAGACAGGGGCCAGGAGGGUCUACGCCCACGUCCCCUACCCCUCUGCAGUAGGAGAGGCCUUCUUCAGGAAGCUGGGCUACAGGCUGCAGGGGGAGGUGGGCUACGAUGGGGAGGAAGAAGAAGAGGAUGAAGAGCAGCCGGAGAGGACAUUUCUGGGCUUCCAUGUCACUAAGGUGUUUGUCAAAGACCUUAAGUGAUGUAGGAGACAACGAAGGGAAUGUGGAAAAUAAGACAAAGAUGAUAUACUAAAGGGAAAUGGAGAGAGGAGGAGAAGAGAUACUAUAGGGAAAUAGAGAGAGGAGGAGGAGAGAUACUAAAGGGAAAUAGAGAGAGGAGGAGAAGAGAUA